Echinococcus granulosus is the source of this 948-nucleotide messenger RNA. Its product is annotated as Transposon Ty3-I Gag-Pol polyprotein. Lineage: Eukaryota; Metazoa; Platyhelminthes; Cestoda; Cyclophyllidea; Taeniidae. The record is from RefSeq and is a predicted model, not a curated record. Bases 1 to 948 code for a protein of 315 amino acids. The transcript has 3 exons.
AUGAGUCUUCGCCCUACACUGGUGGCAGCACCGGUAGACAUACCUCCCUUCGGAGAAGAUAUGAAUUUCGAAGAUUGGCUCCUGACUGCCAAAUUCAACCUCCCUCUCUACCCUCAUUGUCAAAGAAUACCUCUUAUUCUCCGCGCCCUUCCCCAUGCUUUAUUUGUGGCCGCUGUCGGAGUUGGCAUCACCCACGACACCGACGUCGACCAGUGCUGGGAUACAUUGGCUCAACUCGUCAUGGAUUGUGAAGAGCGUUUCCAAAAAGCUGAUAAAGCCGACAAAGAAGUCCGACCUUCCGCUUUGGCUGAGAAGCUCUGCGAAGCAAAGACUAAUUCGCUCGACCAAUUGGUCAAGCUAGCAACCAAGAAGCGGCAGGAACUCCGGGUUCUCCCAAUUUUCCGAAAGCCUCAAAACUUGUCAAUUUCAACAUCCUUGCAUCGCGCUUCUCCGCGCUAUACCCCUAGACCGGCCACCGGGGCUAGCACAGAUACUUCGCUACCGAAAGAUGACGCAGAUGAUAUCUGCAAUGCCCUUUUUGAAGUUGCAGCCAUUUCCAUGAAAAAUCUGGAUGAUCUUUGUGCGCAACUGACUCACAUUUUUAACUACGAGAGAAAAGAACUCCGUCAGCUCCUACUUAAGCAUGUGAACAUCUUUUCAUGGCAAGGUGCAAGACUGGGACGAACAAAUAUCGUCAAGCAUAAGAUUGGUACUGGUGAAGCUAGGCCCAUCUGGCAACCGCCCAGACGUAUUCCACCUCCUUUGCUGGAAGAAAUAAACCGUCCGGUUGAAGAGAUGCUCCGAGAUGAGGUCAUAAAGCCAUCUAAGUCACCAUGGGCCUCUUCUAUCGCGCUGGUAAAGAAGAAUGACGGCAAUCUGCGGUUAUGCAUCGACUAUAGGAAGUUGAAUGCUGUAACCAAGAAGGAUGCUUUCCCCUUCCCCACAUAA